This is a messenger RNA of Pseudo-nitzschia multistriata, 4786 nucleotides long. The record is from the annotation of a GenBank genome assembly. NCBI's taxonomy places the organism in Eukaryota, Bacillariophyta, Bacillariophyceae, Bacillariales, Bacillariaceae.
AGAGUAGGGUUGUCUGAUUCUUUUUAAUCGCCCGGCUGUGGUAGUUGAAUCAUCAACAGGAAAAGAGAACAAGAGGAAGACCGAGGAGGAGGAGGAGGACGAGUAAGAGGAGGACGAGCAACGGCGGAACAACAAGAAGAUGACGAGGAGGACGAUGACAACGAAAAAGAAGGAGGAGGAGAAAAAAAUCAAAAAGAUGAGAGGAAUAAGAACAAGAAGGAGAAGGAGAAAAAGGCAAUAACAACAGCAAGAAACUCAUGCUGGUGCCGCUACUGGUUGUGGUCUGAUUUYACCGCUAGCUACUACGACGUACUGCAUCAUGAAGUACUAGUAGGCUAAUAAUAUUAUUAGCUAGUCGUGUAUUGCGAAGUAGAACUGCUGGUGCCGGUAAUACUAAGAGGAAGACAAGAACUACUAGUUCAAGAAGAAGCAAUGGUUGUGAGCCUAAAUCAUGAGUAGAUAGUGAAUAAGCUCACUCUUUAUUGUAAACACGUAAUUAUACGACACUAAAGAGCAUACAUACAUUUCGCAAGUUAUGGUUUCUGUGGAUACUGUAAUACUGUAGACAGUAUGCUAAUGGCAGCAGUAGGUCGUCAAUCACUUGUAGAAGGCUAGUUUGAAGUUCCUCCGCGGCAGUACUCUGUACUGUAGGAUUGUUGACGAACUAUUUUUUGAGUACUAAUAGUAGAACAAUUACUACUACUAGUAGUUCUUACUCGAUGACAUCCCGGUGGUUCCGUAGCUGCGCUUUUGCGAUCGAGACCCGCACUCAGCAUCACGCGAUAUUUACUGCUURGUACUUGUACUGCCUGUCUUACAGUGUAUUCUCGUCUUAAAACGUAUCGCAAAGAAUCUACUGGACUCUUCAGGGGUUCGACCGUUGGAUCACAUCCAUCACGGAGCCUCAGACCCACAUUUUCGAGAUUUCUUUCUCGMAUACCAUUUUCACGGUAGGAUACUAGUAGGAUUUGGUCUCGAAACCACAACAAGAUCCUGAUCGACGGAGGAACCUACUAAUGAAUGCAGGUGCCACCCAGGCAAUUCUACACACGAACCAUGUUGAUUCGUUCCAUGAAUAGCCGUAAUUUGAAUGCAAUCUUUAGGUACCACCAUGGCCAAUGGUCCUUUCGAUGUUGAUCUUCUUGUACAGUGCCGUACUACUGUGCACAACAUCUACGUAUUAUUAUGUAUGUAAAGCAACCAUUAAAAAAAAUAACGAAUAUUCCGUACUACAGUAUCGUACCUAUCUUCUGAUCAUCGAGGGAAACUACGGUACGGGGGCACAACGACUGGCACCCAUUUCCCCACAACCAACAAUGGAAGAAUGCCACCACGUCGGUUUUGUUACACCCUGGACGUGGUAACAGAUGGUUCCGAGCACACCGGUUGCGGGACCCUCUUUCUGUCGGUUUGGAAGAUCCCUCUUUCGGUAUCGGCUGCGUCCGCCGGUGGUGGCGAACCCAAACACAGCAGCGAAAGCGACGACGCCAGCGAUUCGGCUUGUAGCAGCGAUUCGAACGAUUCGAGUGGCAGCAGUGGCAGYGAGGGGGGCAACGAGGAAGAGGACGAAGUGGACCAAUUCGACGMAGCAGCAGAAGAAUCCAAAGGCUCGGAAUGCAGCAACGACCCGGUCCACUCCUGGCUCACCGGAGAUGACAUCGGGGAAUCCACAGACGAAACCGGAACCAAGCUCCCGAGCCACCACGACCCCGGCGACGCCCUCGUCGCCCGGUACGCUCUUUCCGGGGCCGGGGAUGCCCUUGCACGACUGUGUGCCGACCAGCGGUUCAAGCUAGCCCGGACGAGGGCGUGUUUCCUGCCCUCUCUCGGAAGGGGUGCCUCGGACGGCCUGAGUGCCCUCUUUCUGGCCCUGCACGGAGCCGGAGCGCCRUCGCUCCACGUGGUGGUUCCCUCGUCGUUCGAGCGGGGCUUCUGCCGSAAGCCCCGGAACGGCGGCCGGCCGCAGGGGGGGGACACCAGUGGCGGCKCCUUUGUCGAAGAACUCGCCACCAUUGCCCUCGGUGCGCACAAGGCAUUCGACAUCCGGACCUGCGAGGUUCGGWCACCCAGCCAAGCCGCAACCGCAACAACGGCGACGACGACAAGGCCCGAUUCCUUUGUUUGGUGGAAGGUGUACGAAGACGAACACCUGUUGGUUCACGCGAGCUCUUGCAUCGGGCCGGAAACCUCGUCGGCGGAAGGAUCGGACCCCUCGCGGUGGAACAAACGAGAGACCUCGGCUUCAUCCUSUCUGGUCUUUCUGUAUUCGUUCCACUCGCCACCUAAGGGUGAAUCCGGCCUUGGAAAAGCGGGAGCAAGUGCCAAUACUGCUGCAACGAAUUCCUACUGUACCCUGGCAUUGUUCCCCCCGUGCUGYGGGGACGCGGAGAAUGCUUGCGAACGAUUGGUGCAAAGAAGCACGAACCUUCCGGUCCUAGGAGAAGGCAUUCCCAUGAGCUCUAUCGACUAUGUAAUAUUUCUAGAUCCAAAGGGGYACACCGKUGGAAUGACCGAAACGGACAARCCAAGAUUCUUCCGGUGGACAACCCCCAGCAUCGGAAASAGCMGGGUGUUGGUAACGCUGCCACAGGCAAACGGGCRCCAYCCGGAGGGUCCGCUCUCGAACCAUCGCGCAAGAGCGGUAGCCGACGAGGGCAUUUUGGUUCGCUCCCAGCAGCUCCACCGAAGGCUCUACGGUCGUAUGCCGCGGGCCUUUGUCGAACCGCCAGGGGCKGCACGGGAAGWYUCCGAUACGGGCAACAAGGCCGGUCACGCAGRUAGUGGUCCAAGGACCGGUCACAACGGGCUCGUGCUGCAAUCGGGGACGUCGCUCGUGCUGGAAAAGGCUUCGAGAGGCGCCCGCCAUUGGAAGSAAUGGAAUCGAAAGAAAAGCAUCUGGAACAAAGAGCCGAGGGACGARUGGACCAGGGGAACACUGGAUACGCUGCGGUCCUUCCUUCGUCCCGAGCUAAACGAGGCCUGUAUCACGCCAGGUGAAGACGAUGACAAAAAUGAGAAAAGAGUGAAUGCCGAACAAUCGAUAACCGACCAAAACGAGAUCGAGCUCGAUGAAGCCGAAGAAGAGGAAAUUGAAAUKGAAAAGACAGAUUCGAUGAUCGACCAGAACGAAAUCGAGCUAGAAGACGAAGGCGAAGAAAGCAGCGGCAACGACAAAGGCAACGAACGAAACAAACCACCAUUGAUAACCGGCCAGAACRAAAACGAGYUAGAGGAUGAAAACGAAAUAGAUCUCGACGACGAGAACGAUGUCCCAGAAAAUGAUCCAAAGGAUGGCAACGACAUCCAUCUCGAAGGGRAUGGUGGAGGUAGCUCUAUCCGGUGGAAUGGCAACAAUACUCUGCAUCGGGGCAGACCCUUCGAAGCCAUCGAUCGCAACGUCGCCUCGAGGGGUYGCGGCCCCCGCUUGUUGGUUCUCGGAACGGGGUGUGCGACUCCUUCUGCCUACCGCGGCGCAUCGGGUUAUGCCUUGGUUCUGCCUUCUCCGGGUACCGAUCCCGAGAGGGGCCGGGGCAUCCCGCGGCAGCAWUACUGCUACMGGCAGCAUACAAACCACAGCUCCAAUGGAUUUGAUCMACCUCAACGCAUCGAAAACGAAGCAGGYGACCAAAUCUAUCUCUUGGAUUGCGGCGAGGGGKCUUCGACCAUGCUCUCUAGGAAUUGCGGCCACAUUACCGAUUGGUCAACCAGGGUGCGUGGGAUUUGGAUCUCUCAUUCCCAUCUGGAUCACUACGGAGGAUUGCCCACCUUGCUGAGGAUUCUUUCGGACGAGCGAAAGCUGCAAGAAGCAACAUUCCGCGGAAUGCCGGAAAGGACAGAGCAUCCAGACACGCAAAAUCGGAAACGACCGAGACAGUCGCCAAGCGCGACCGGCGCCGAUAGCUUGCCAGCAGUCCCGUGGGUUGUUGCCCCCGCAAAAGUCCUCCGAUACCUCGACCUGAUCCUGGACUGCCACCACGGCCGCAGCAGGGAUGGAACMCAMAGGKUCUGCUUCGAACCAAGGCCCCACCACGACCCGAGGAUYCCGAGCGGUCCUUUUUUUCACUUUGAAAACGUCAAGGUGUACCACAAUUGUUGCCCCGCGUUUGGUCUCUUGCUCGGAUGGAAAACCGACUCGGAAUCCGAUCCCACCCAAAGCGGGAAGGCAUCUGGCACGAGACGUGCACGCACGAAAACCCAGUUCMUGUGCUAUUCCGGCGAUACCCGUCCYUCUCACAAUCUGGUUCGAGCCUGCCGGCGGGCUCUACAGAGAUGCGGCCAAACGUCGUUCCGCCCCGAUCGAGCUCCCGGCCCAUACCAGAACCCGAUCAAGAAAAGCGGGCCCGUCGACCUCUUUUUGAUUCACGAGGCAACCUAUCGAGAAGCCGAAUCGGCCAUGGCAUACCAGAAGAAGCAUUCCACGCUUUCCGAGGCMCGGAUGGUCGCCACUGAYACGGGCUGCUCCCGCGUCUUGAUGUCUCAUUUCUCGCAGAGGUACGACAACACGACGAAAGAAAGGAAAGACGCCUCCGAACGCCCGGAAAGCAACAACGGYAGCAAGAAUAACAGUCUUGUCAYGGAAAGCACUCCCACAACCAGCGAAACGAAUCCUAUGAAUGCACCUACCGAUGACAGCAGCAAGCCUAUUGUGGGACUCGCCGCAGACGGUUUGUGGAUUGCRUUGGAUCACUAGCUGAUGCGCAAAGUAAAUAGUAAGGAUCCCAAGUCUCCCAAAAGCACUGCAUUGUCUCUCUAAAAAGCUAUAAUCGAAUAAAAAGAAACACGCGAA